This is a messenger RNA of Diachasma alloeum, 936 nucleotides long. Its product is annotated as probable allantoinase 1. NCBI's taxonomy places the organism in Eukaryota, Metazoa, Arthropoda, Insecta, Hymenoptera, Braconidae. Gene Ontology annotation, biological process: allantoin catabolic process; purine nucleobase catabolic process. Gene Ontology annotation, cellular component: cytoplasm. Gene Ontology annotation, molecular function: zinc ion binding; cobalt ion binding; allantoinase activity. The record is from RefSeq and is a predicted model, not a curated record.
AGUUUGCUGAGUGGUGUUUCAAUUACGAAGUGCAUCAGAAUCGCCUUCCAGAUCGUCCAUUUUCCCUCUUCGAAGAGAGUAAUUUUGGGGUCGGAAGUGGUUCCGGCAAUAGUUAUCACUGAGAAGGGGGUUGUCAAAGAGGUGUUCAAAGGGGCUGAUAAAAGGGCCAAUGUUGAGAGAAAAUACCCGGGAGUUGUGAUUGAAGACUUUGGAGAAAAAAUUCUGAUGCCUGGACUAGUGGACUCUCAUGUGCAUUGUGAUGAACCUGGGAGGACUCAUUGGGAAGGCUUUCGGACGGCAACUCAAGCUGCUGCUGCUGGAGGAAUCACCACCAUCAUUGAUAUGCCUUUGAAUUCUAUCCCUCCAACAACAACUGUAAAGAACUUUGUAGAAAAAUUGACUUUCGCAGAGGGCAAUAUUUUCGUUGACGUUGGAUUUUGGGGAGGAGUGGUGCCGGGAAAUGUAAAAGAGUUGAAAGCAAUGUUAAAAGCCGGUGUGUCUGGCUUCAAAUGCUUCUUGAUCCCUAGUGGCACUCCGGAAUUUCGGUCUGUAUCCAUCGAGGACGUCGAAGAAGCACUCGAAGAGUUGAAAUCAACGGAAUCUGUUCUUCUGUUCCAUGCAGAGUUCGACGAGACGGUUUCGCACGGAGGACUAGAUCCGAAGUUGUACAGCACAUUCUUGCACUAUCGUCCAUCAUCAAUGGAGACCAGUGCAGUCAGCAAAGUUGCGGAACUUUGCAAGAAUUCACAGGUUCGAUGUCACAUCGUUCAUUUAUCAGCUUGCGAAGCUCUAAAACUUGUAUCUGAUGCGAAGAAAAAUGGAGCUCCUCUCACUGCUGAAACAUGCCACCACUACCUGACAUUUGCAGCUGAAGAAAUACCUGACUCCGCAACUCAGUAUAAGUGUUGUCCACCAAUUCGUAAUCAAAAAAAUCGA